AUGUUGGUUAUAUCGAAUAAUUCCCCACUACCCCUCUUCGCAUUAACACAAUCCCGCCACACCACGAAGAUCAUCUACAUUUUUGUCGAGUUUUUGGAAAGCGGAGAUAAACAAUCAAAAAAAACAAAGACACCCAACACAGAAAUAGAAAAGUCUGAGAAUGUAGAAAGGAGCAGCAGCAGCACCAGCACCAGCACCACCUGCACGGUGGAGAGCAGCAGCAGCAGCAGCACCAGCACCACCCGCUCGGUGGACAGCAGAAUCAUCCAUACCUACGCGGACAGACCCCACAACAUCUACACGCCCAUCUACAAGGAAACGCACCACAUCUACACGGGCAACCAUAUCCACACCCACAUCUACAUGGACACGUCCAUCCUCACAACUAUAUACCGAUACACCAUCCACACGUGUACCACCUUCGGCAUCCACACGGCUUCCCACACAUCGCUCACGCCCUCUCACACCAACAUCUUCAGCAUCACCUUCACCAAUAUCAGCACCAAUUCCACCAACAACAGUACCACACAAAUCCAUCGCAACCGACAUACAUCCACGUCCAUUACCCCCUGA
Molecule: messenger RNA, 573 nt
Organism: Drosophila ananassae
Lineage: Eukaryota; Metazoa; Arthropoda; Insecta; Diptera; Drosophilidae
Product: bypass of stop codon protein 1-like
Exons: 2
Coding region: 1-573 (190 amino acids)
Source: RefSeq, a predicted model, not a curated record